Molecule: messenger RNA, 11417 nt
Organism: Canis lupus familiaris (dog)
Lineage: Eukaryota; Metazoa; Chordata; Mammalia; Carnivora; Canidae
Gene: GINS2
Product: GINS complex subunit 2
Exons: 8
Coding region: 103-660 (185 amino acids)
Biological process (GO): DNA replication; double-strand break repair via break-induced replication
Cellular component (GO): nucleus; GINS complex
Source: RefSeq, a predicted model, not a curated record
GGUCCAGGGGGGCGGGCCCCACGCGGUGGCGGGAAAGCUGUGGCCCUGGCCCUUCACCCCGGACUGUGAGGGGCUGCCGGUUGCGACGUGUCUCUGGCCAGCAUGGACGCGGCGGAGGUGGAGUUUCUGGCUGAGAAGGAGCUGGUCACCAUAAUCCCAAACUUCAGCCUAGACCAGAUCUACCUCAUCGGGGGGGACCUGGGGCCUUUUAACCCUGGUUUACCAGUGGAAGUGCCUCUGUGGCUGGCGAUUAACCUGAAACAGAGACAGAAGUGUCGGCUGAUUCCUCCUGAGUGGAUGGAUGUGGAAAAGUUGGAGAAGAUUAGGGAUCACGAGCGGAAGGAAGAAACCUUUACCCCUAUGCCUAGCCCUUACUACAUGGAACUUACCAAACUCCUGUUAAAUCAUGCUUCAGACAAUAUCCCAAAAGCAGACGAGAUCCGGACCCUGGUCAAGGAUGUGUGGGACACUCGCAUUGCCAAACUACGGGUGUCUGCUGAUAGCUUUGUGAGACAGCAGGAGGCACAUGCCAAGCUGGAUAACCUGACCUUGAUGGAAAUCAGCAGCAGCGGGCCUUUCCUCACAGAAGCACUCAAUCACAUGUACAAACUACGGACAAACCUGCAACCUCCUGAAAGCACCCAGUCUCAGGACUUCUAGAGAAGGCUAUGUGCUUGGAAAGAAAGGCUUUGUAUCUCCCAGCGGAGGCCUGCCGGGUGGUGUGUGUGUGUGUCCAGGUCAUAAUGGAGGUACUGGUAUCUCUGGAGCUCUAGAACCCCUUUUGAAUGUAUGAAAAACUGUGUAAUGAAACAAGGAAUGGGUUCAUAACAUUGUUGGAAAGCAACAGGUUUGUGCUUAGUCUUUGAGACAUUCUUUAAUUCCACAUCUGUCUCUAGGGAACCAGCUGUUCUUUUAUGGGGGAGAGAAAGUUUUGGCAAAACAAGUUAUUUUCCCCAGCAGAGCCUGCGGUCUCCUGUGUGGCAUUGUCAUGUGGGUGAACAUUCAGUGAUGUUUAGUGUUGCUUGUAAGUGAGAAAUGUAGUAGGAAUGAUGAUGUGGCCUGGGGCUUUUUUCCUUUCUUGACCCUGAUCUCUUGGGCUAAAUUUAGACUCUCCUAGAGUCUGCUCACACAGAGGUAGAUGGCAGAUGAGUGGUAAGAUGUUGACCAGGGUUCACCAUCUAAGCCCAAUAAAGAUGGACUCCACCCACAUCUUGCAUUGUUUUUUUUUUUUUUUUUUUUUUUUUUUCCCUUGCAUUACUACCAAGUAAAGAGAGCAAGUCCUAAAGCUGAAAUGGUUUGAUCCAAUGGGAUGUGUGGCAGGCAGGGGUGAUAUUCAGACUGACACUUGGGUGUCUCUUGUUCUUUUGGCUAUUUCUAGUUAAGGUGUAGCGGGUUUUUCCACAAGAAGAAAGCCAGGGAACUCCCUGGCUGCUUGAAGCUCAGCUGCCAUCAUGAAUGACAUAGUAACUGUCCAACCAGAGCAAAUUGAGCAAGUUCAUGACCAACCAGACUCCUUCAUGGAAACAGAUGGGUCAUUGGUGUUCUUCACCCUGGGGAAGGCAACAGUAUCUAAUACAGAAAAUCAAGACAAAGUAGCCACAAUGUACAAGACCACACCAGAUAACAUCUUUGGAUUCAGAAGCCAUUUUGGGGGUGGCAAGACAGCUGGCUCUGGUGUGAUUUAGGAUUCCUUGGAUUAUGCAAAAAGAGGAAACAAACCCACUGAUGUGUAAGACACAACCCAUAUGAGAAGAGAAAGACCUAAGGAAAACAGCAAAAGGAACGCCAAGGCAGAAUUAAGAAAGUCUAGGGGACUGCAAAAGCCAAGGCUGGUGCUGGCAAACAGCUCAAGAUUGGACGACAGGAAUAAAGAUUCUGCAGUGACACUAUCUGUGGUGAUUGUGCAGAUCUUUCACAUUAAUAACUUUACAAGUUUUAAAAAAAAAGCCCAGGAUAAACAGAUUGCAUGAUCUGGGGUGUGUGAAUGAGGCUGAAGUCCAGAUGUUGGGAGGGGAAAUCGUGCCCAUAUUGCUGCUCUUGCUGGAUGGAGAGAACCAGUUGGAGGCAGCGGUGUCUUAAGGAAGGGUCCAUUUCUUUUUCUAGGAGAAACUUUUCAAUUGUAGUGGUUUAGAAUUGCCCUAGAACUAACCUUACCUUGAGAGGAGAAAUGAGUCUCAAGUCCUACAGGGUAGGGUUCUGUCACCAGCUGGUUUUUGACCAUAGCACUGCUGGUCAGACCAUGUUCUGCCUAGGGCUUUUCUGCGUGUACACACACGAUCAACUGAGCCUAGAGAACAGUUUCUGGAUUUUGCCCUUCAGUGUUCAAAGCCCAGAUGCCUGUUACUCAAGUACGGUUUCUCUGUUCCAGAUCACUACCCAGCUGUCCCUCUGACAAACAUCUGAGGGUUAUUAUUUGAACACUGCAGGGUCAGAUAGGAAGACCUGGUCUCUGUCAUUUAGGUGAUUGUUUUAGAGAGUUGCUUUCAGAUGACAGGACUUGCCUUUUCAUCUGCAGACUCUUCUAGAAUGAGAAACCACAUGCUACUGGGGAGGGUCAGAGUCCCAUAUAUCAUAGAGCUCCCCCUUACUAUCCUGUGCUCUUGAAAUCUGGCUGAGGUUAUAAUCGAAUUUGUCUCCAUGUUUUACCUGUAAAGCUAGAUGGCUGAGCUUUUCUGCCCCCUCCCCCCCUUUUUCUGCCCUAUUAUAAAAAAGAUUUUCCUCUUAAUGAUUUAGGAAGAUUUUAUUUUUUGGAUGUUGUCAGAAAUUACAGCAAUAUAUUCAUAAAUACCUAAUUACUACAUUCAACAAAUAAUAUUACAAUACAAUUAAUUCAAACAAGUACACUUAGAACAGGUUUAAUUUCACAGCAUCUAAACUGCCCCCAGAGUGACCGAGGCAUUCCUCCUCCCUCCCAUGUACUGGUUUUACUGUUCUAGCAAUUAAGCACAGGGUACAUACAAAGUAACACAACCAAUUAGAUGGUCUUCCUCAGGUCAAGGCAGAGAGAAGAGUUUCACUUAAGCGUUGGAUCAAGAAGUUGGGGCAGACAGGCUACUGCAAGUAGUGAGGAAGUCAGUAACUGGUUUCCUGGAAAAAGAGUGCAGGGAUGGCUAAGUGGCUAAUAUACACCUAAGAGUAACAGAAUCGGCUUAUGCUGACCAUCUCCAUCUUGUGGUAGAUCCUUAGAAUUUUCUACUUAAAAACAGCUCAGAGGUGAAAGGGGGUAUCUGAUUUUUGAGAUUUGGCAGCAUGAUUAAGCUACUUGAGGAAAGUACCAUUCCAUGUACAAACUUGGGAUUUCUUGUGUUGUAAUUCUCGGCUAUUGAAAGCGUGGGCUCCUUUUAAUGUUUUUGGAAUUUGCUUUAGGAUAUAAUCCUCUAGAAUGUAAAUGCCAAUUAAGUGUCUAGUUUCUUUCUAGAGGAAAAAACUAAGUCCUGUCUUGGUCACCUCUAGGAGAUCAUGGAUUGAGAUAUUUUAUGUCCAUUUGGCUUUAUGAAACAAAAUAUUUCCAAAUGAUCAGGUUAUAUAUAGUGCCAAGUUUUGGGGAGAGCUCUGGUUUGUUUCUAAUGAUCUGAUUAAAUGUGGAACCACACGCCUCAGCUCUGGAAGUUGAGUGCAGUCCCCUUUAGGACAGAUGGCAGCCGGAGCUUCCAGGUGUGGUAGGAAGACACAAGGUCGUGAAAGACGGAAGUCUUCACGAAAAUACUGACACAAGUUGCAUAAACAAUUCUAGAGCAAACUUGGUGUACUUCUGAACUUUGUCUUUUAAACUGUGUGAACUAGCUGAACAGAAAGCUUCAGAAAUUAUGUAUUUGUCAAUUUUUCAGCCCAAACUGAAGACUUAGGUGCUGCUGUGCUGUUUCUGAAUCAUCUGAAGAUUAUGGGAUGGGAAAAAAACCAUGAUUGGGCACCAGGUCUCACUGGUGUACUUUGCUUUCUUACCUUAGCUUUUUCAUGCUGCCUUACUGGUUUAUAUUCUGAUUGUCUUAUUACAGAUAGGUGAGCAUGUGGGGGAGUCAGAGUGACAGAAAGCAUGAAGGCAGGCGGGGGGGGGGGGGAGGUGGUAUUUCCAGCUGGAAGGAACAAGAAGAGUUCUAGCUCUGGGACAGAGCUGUACCCACAGCUGGUUGUAACCCACGGGCAGAGACCUCCCCUGUAUAGCUCCAUCCCUUUACCCCGCGACCUCCUCCCAUUACAGAAAAGCCCAACAAGGGGCUCCCCUUGGAUGGUGAAGGGCUGGGCUGUACUUCCUGUUUCCUCUGGCCAUUGCCAAGCUGAUUAGCAGGGGCAUCCAGCCCUUUCCUGUGAUUUUGGGGGGUAGGGUGGGGGACAGGGAGGGAGGUGCUAAGAUAUAACUCUUAAGCUUGCUGUUUCAGACUGGAAAUAGCAAGCAGACUUUUAGAGAAAUUCAAUAAUAGUUUCUCUGACUGUUGGCAGUAGAGCUCCCUCUGAACACCUGUCCCCACUUGUGGAACAUGUUGAUCUCUCAAUGUCUUUGCAGGGGAGGAGGCCCACAGAACAGGCCUUCGUUCUCUUCAAGUCGUUUUUGUGGAGAGGAAGGCGCUUGUUGACUGCUGAUAAUACUGGCGGCACUUUUUGUCUGAGUUUGCUAAUAACUGGAAGAUUCUUGGCAGACAUACAAAGCAAACGGUGUGGGAACAGAUAAAGCAACACAGUGCCAUCUGCCAGCAAGCUGUUCUGCACAGCUAAGGUCUGGGGCUGAGGGCGCGGCCACUGAUCACAGUGAGUAGCCUUCCUGAAGGUCAGCCAGCCCUUCCCCUGACCCAGGGUGAAGGGGACAGCGGCCAUCAAGAUUCUUGCCUCUACUCCCACCCCUGACAGACCAACCACUGGCUGCUCUGGGUCUCUGGUUUGGGCCCAUUCGGCAAGAGGUUACCUGCUUGAUCUAGAGUAGACACUGCCUGAAUGAGCAGUAACUGGGACAAGGAGGAAACACUGCUUCGCACUGAGAUGGCAUUCCCAGCUGCUCCUAUGCUCAUGACCAUGUAAGUUCGAGAGGAGGAGAAGUUCAGCUCAGACAUUGUUUACCCUACUUUUAGGCUUUUACAAAGCUUUGCAUCUAAAUAAAGCUUCUAAAGUUUCUACUUUGCACCUGUUCUCAGACUGCUGUAAGACACCUUAGAAUCCUAUCACAGAACUCGCUCACUUCCUGACCGGUUCUUUCAACAGAGCCGUGUGCACGCACAGGUGCAUACACGACAGCUGCUUGUUCCCGCCUGGGGACAAGCCCCUCCUCAAUAGCAACUGGUUCUGGGUGCUGUCCAGAGCCAGGGGGAGGGGACAGGAGGAGGUAAGAAGUAACACAUGGCUUUCUACAUCACUUUCUGGUGCAACUCAAAAAUGAAGUGAUCGCAUAGGCGCCAGUGGUAAGCUCUUUUACUUUUCUUCUUCUUUAAUUUUUAAAAACACUUCAAUAUUUUAAUGUCCUGACCAGCAGCAGUACAAACACUAAAAGCAAGUUUUUUUGCCCAGAAAAACAAAAGCAAAAAAACAAACAAAACCCCCAAACAGGAAAACAAACAAACAAAAAUCCCCCCAAACCACAUAUUAAAAAUGGCAGGCUUUUUAUAACAAUAAUUAAAGUAAUAAAAACAUACAAAACUUUGUUUUUUUUAAUAUAUAUACACAGUACAAGGCUGAAGCACCUUUGACUUUUCUCUCAAAAUUUACGUUUGUAUGAAAACACAGCCCACUGCAGUAACAAUUUGGUGGGUGUGAACAUAUGUAUACAUAGAGCUCUGUACAUUUUCCCCCACGGAGUAAUAAAAAGGUACCUUCAGUUUGUUGAUGCACUUUAGAGGAGAGCUUUUCCAGGGAAAAGCCUUUGGGUGAGGCUUUAGUACUGUUGCUUUGUGUGCUCCUAGGACCUGUUGCUUUGAAGAAAAUUUUGCAGAAAAGUAACAAACAAAUAAGCCCUUUCCUGGAAAUGCACCCCACCUUCUUCCAGCUGAAGCAGGUCUCAGUCCUGUGGAGGAGCGAGGCCGGCCCCACGCUGCAGCGAAAGCAGACUGGGUUAUUGGGGAGUGCUCACACGGCCACACCAGGAACAGAACACGCUCGGUCUGAUCCAGUCUUACGCACCCAGGGGCCAGAAAUGAUCAAGUUUUAGUGUUGGUAUAGGGAGCCUUCACUUUCAGAUUUGAAAAUAAUGAUGGGGGAAGAAUAAAACCACCUUUAAAAAGAAAGAACUAUGGGCGUCCUACAUUGGUUGCUCGCUGAAUGACAAAGGUGAUUCAGGUGCAUUGAAGUCAAGGCGAGUUCGUUCGUUCUUCUGGAGCCUGGAAUCCUUUGCUUCAUGCAUGGCACAUUCUCAUUUUUUUUUUUAAGCUUCAAACCUCCCAGUGAAAAAUAUUAAAUAUUCAAGGUAAUAAAAUAGAUAAUAUUUCUAUACUAUAGGUUCGGCCUAGUGCAAGGGAAACCGUCACCUAGGAUAUCCCUUAAAGUAACCUCUAGGCCAAUGCAUUGCAGGCAACGCAAGGCACUUCCUCAAGUGAUCCAGUUCUGCCUGGAGUCGCUCCCUCUCUGAAACAAUCUUCUGUUUCUGGCUCCUCAAUUCCUGGAGAGAGAGAGAGAGAGAGAGAGAGAGAUUCAGGACCCUUGUGUGUAACCAGCCGGGACGGAUAGAACAUUUAGAAGCGUGAAAGAAGACAGCACAGAGCCCAUCCCAGUCAGUUUCAACCUUUGAUUCAGUGAGAAUGAGUUGAAGCGAACCCUGAUAUCCCACCUUCGGGAAUUCCCACCAAAAUGUCUGAGGGGAGUGGAUCUGGGGGCUCAAGUGUUACAAAGCUCUCUCCGAGGUUGUUGGAACAAACACCUGCUGGUCUGGCUGUCAAAGAGUGGGGAGGCUUCCAGGGCCUUCUGGGUGGACUGCAGCACAGACUCAUGGAACUGAUGUGCAAACUCUUCCGCCAUGAAGGGCUCCCAUGGCUUGCUCUUCCCAUUGAUGCUGUGGGACAGUGGCACGGGAAUGUCCUUGGGCGCAGGGCCCCGGAUGUAAUGAAGCAUGCUCAGGCUCUUCUUGCCCCCAGGGGCCUCGUUCAGCCUAGCCUUCUCGCUGCUGGCAGGAGCGGGCUCCUGGACCCGCGACAGCUCCUGGGGCCGGAGCUGCUCCGGUCUCCCAGGCUCCGUGGCCUUUGCGACGUCAGACAAGGAAGCAGCAACACCCACAGGCUUCUCCAUAUCCAGAGAGGCUUGCUGCGUGGCUGGUUCUUUUAGAGACAGAAAGUGAGGAAAAUGUUAAGAGCGGCAAGUGAACAGGCGGACCCUGACCUCUAGAGCUUACAUUUAAUAAAGACCUAGUGCAAAGAACCAAGACUCAGGGGGCCGUUUAAUUAAAUGCCAGUGAGCGUGUGCGGUCGGAAGGUGGGGCUAUGUUCAGCAGCAAGUCCAUCCUUGAAAGGCGCCCCAGGAAGGCAUCUAAGAAGAAAGAGAAUCUGAAGGAAGAAGCAAGUCACUUCAGGUCACCUAAAAGGUAGACGUUACAUGGCCCAACUGGAUAAGAAAGACGAUGUUAGGAUCUGAGAACAGGGCCAGACCAUCAAGAUUUCCUGCUCAGAAGCACAGCGAGGUUUAACCGAAGCCAAGAGAGAGAAAGGUGUGAAAGCAGGUGUCGGAGAAGCCUGCAGGGCAGAACAAGCAAGAAAGAGAUGACGGAGAAGAGUGUCAACGUGAGGCCGGCAGGAGCAGCAGCGCCGGAGCAGCAGGCGCCGGAACCUGGGGCACGGGCUCCAGAGGGGUGGCCGGCCGGUGGCUGUGACUACAUGAACCGACCGCAGACAGCCCUGUGGAACCGGGACCCUCCCCAUUGGCUCCCAGCCUGGACUUCCCACUCUCCUGUUCCAUCCUGAACACAGCUUUCCCCAACUGUGCUGGGAGCUUUGUGCGGAAGACAGAGACAGACACACAGAGAGAAACACAUUCGGUUUCCAAGAGGAAAGACUGAUGACGAAGGCCUUGAAUGGUUGCCUCUGACCUCGGGCAUCCCUCAGGACAGUCCCAGGCGGUGGCGGAGGAAGGGGCUGUCCUUCCCGCCCUGGGCCUUACCGCUCAGGGAGACAGCAGGACUGUCCCUCGGAGAGUUCCUGAGUGGGUCUGCCACUGCUGCGGACAGUGCCUUCUGCUUCAUGGCAUGGAGCAUUUCAACAAGUUUCUCUUUGUCUAUGAGAAAAGCAGCCUGAGAUUAACAACACAGUUGCAUCACUGCUGAGAGGGAAGGGGAGCAGGCUUCUAGCCCAAGCCGUCACUGGCAGGUGCAAGUCCUUUAAAUCAAGAAGAGCAAAGCAAGGACCAAGGGGAACAGGCUGUGUUUAAAGGAAGAAACUUUCAUUUUAGGGUUAGCUCAGAUUCUGCUCAGCUUUUGCUACAGAGCAUUCUAGAUGCAUUCCAAAAAUAGCUGUGUGCAUACAUCAAAAUAAUGGGUUCCCGUGAUCUUCAGAGGUGACUUCCGACACUAUUCUUAUUUAAAAGACUCAGGCACACAAAAGCUCCCAACAAAAGGAACAACCGUGAAGAUCCACACAGCACCUCUGGGAGCAUGGGCUGCUUCCAGGCACAUUCCUCUCCCCUACAGCUCUUGGCACACGUGCACAAGUCCCAGCAAGGCUGCCAUCUACUGAAACGGAACCAGACCCCCGUGACGCCCACCACUGUGAGUUCCUGUUGUGGUGGCACUUGUUACCAACUGACACCGAAGUGCCUGCAUCACUGGUGGCUUCCUCUAGGAAUUAAGUCAGGCAAAAAGAUGCUUGUUACAAACAAGAUUAUGGCUGUUCCCAGGGACAGGUGCCAGUGAUCAAUGAGUCACUGCCUCUUUAAGAGAAUGCGCAGGUUCCAGUUUAAGGUUAAAGGCGAAAAGCACACGGCUACACCCCACUAAUGAAGUAAGUGGAAGCAAGUAUGUGACCAGUAACACUUCUGCUUUCCUUCUGACUUCCUUCCAGAGAAGUGACAACCUAGGUAUCAGCAAGUUGGACUUAGAAGCAUGGAAAUGAGCAUCGAGACAGGUGGAGUUCUCACCUGAACUCACUUCCUGGCACUAAGUGAGGUAUGGGCCAGACCAAGGAAGGGGAGGCGAGAAUGUGCUCAGACCGCACCACCCCUCCUGUGCUAUGGACUCCAGCCUGAAAAGGUGGCCCCAACAUGGCCCUUGGUGGCCAGAUGGACCUGGAAGCACCUUCCAGGGCAAGCUGUCCCAUUCACAGCAUAUGCUGGCUCUGCCUGGCCACCACAGGCCACCCCGAGCCUCCUGCUGUCAGAACGCAAAGCUCUGUGGGCCACGGCAGCACCUGCCAAGAGUAAACAGCCACUACCUGCAGGAUGGUGCACUGCGACCCUGCGCCCAGGAGUCGCCCCACUUGCUGCCUGAAGCACUGGGAGGUCUGACAAGUGACAAGAGCAGCCGUCAAAAGCAGGCUUUACACACAGAACACAUGGCACCAAGCCUUCAGUCCUGCACAGGAUGUGACAAGAGAUAUGCCCUCCAAGGAGGGGAAUUUGCAUUUUGGAUGGAGAGAAAGUCGAUGCUGGAGCGAUACUGGGGUAGGCCCGUGCAAGCAAAGUAGCUGCCUCCUUGGGGGCCAGAGGGAAUAGAAAGAGCCCCAGGAUGAAGUGGUUUUAGAUCCUACCAGGAGUGUGGGCAUGGAACAUUCCCAGGAGCCCACGGCCCCUGCUUCUCCAGAAGCUUGUGGCCGCAGAGUGACCCGACCCCACGAGGCCCACACUAGGCUGUACCUUUCCUCUUCUCGGCACUGAUGUGAGUCAGGUUGAAGAUGGUCAGGAACUUCUUCUUCUCUUCGAAGUUUGGGCUGUUGUUCAUCUCAUCAGGACUGUAGCGGGUGGACAGUGCCAGUCUCGGUGAAGGCGUCUGCCGCUUGUUCUGAAUCGUCGGGGGUGACGGGCUUCGCUCCCUCAGCAUCCGCCGCCGCUUCCUCCGCUUCUGGGUCAGCAACUCCUCCUUCUGCUGUUGGGUGGUCAAGCCAAAAAGUUGCAAAAACUCUAGCUUCUAGAUUGGGAAAGAAAACAAAUGAGUUUGAAACCACUGGCAGUGGCAUGCUUCCACUGUCCCAGGGGCUCCCUCCUGGGGUCCAUGCAGCCCAUGAGCUGUGGCCAACUCCACACUGGGCCACAGACGCGGAAGACCCUGACGGCGCUUCCAGACAACCUGCAGUCAAUGGGAAUGGAGGGGUGCAGGGGUUCCUAGCAAAUGAGGGGCUGCCCGGGACAGUGGGAGGGAAGCCAAGAAGCAGAAAGUGAUGGGGGCACCAGAGGCCCCACCCACAACCUGUCACACGGGGACGAGAUUCCAGAUACCUCGGAGGACGUGUCCAGCUUGAGGGGCGGCUGCUCGGCCACGCAGCGGAGGUGGGCCCUGACCUCCUCCUCGUCACUCUCAUCGUAAGAGUCGUCCAGGUCGUAGUAGUAUCCUGGGGACAAGAAAGGACUGUUGGGCUGGGCAAGGAGCCUCAUCCUACAGUGGAUGCACACAGGGGGCCCCUCUGUGACACGUACAGAAGCACGCAUCAGACCAAGACCUGCAGGCCUCCCUGACCACCCCAAAACCCCAGAUUCCUUUUAUCCCAGGUGGAAACAUGCAUUAACCCCUAGUCCUAGGAUUUUAGCACUUUAUAGGGAUGGCUGGUGAGGGGUGAGGGUGGAGACGGCAGGAGGCAGAUGCCAGGCUUCCUUUGGACCCCAAGUGAUGAGGCUGAGGUGGCCUGAACGGACAUGAUCUCUCUGCAGGGAAUCAUUCAUCCCACAGGCCUGGGGCCGUGUCCAUGGCAACCCAAGGCUGUGUGUGCACAUCCACUCCCCUCCUGCUGUGGCCAUCUGGGUCCACUACCCAGGAGGGGCCAGGCAUACUCAGGUCCCCACCUAAGGCAGAGAAUGUGCACAGAAACUCACGUAGAAAGCAGCAGCACCCCUGCACCGAGGGCACUGGAUGGGGCACUCCCUCAUUCUCCCUCACAAGACAAGUGGCGGAGAAAAAUACUUUUGGGGCCUUAAAUCUAGCCUAGAGCAAGAACCCUGGGAAGACCUGGCCCUGGUCCCAGCUUCUGGCUAAGAGACUGAUUUCAAUAGGACUCGUUUCUAGCAGGAAAAAAACAAAAAAAAAAACAAAAAAAAAACUGGUCUGGAGCAACCUCUGACCCCUCCUGGUCAGACAGGGUGUGCAAGUAGGAGACAGCCAAGGGUACCUUGGACCUGCUGGCUGACAGUCCCGCCCCCACCAGCGCCCUUCCCACUGCAGGAGCAGGGAGGGAAGGGGGCCAGAUCUGUCCCUGCCCUACCCCCACCGAGGAUGGCAACCCCUGAGGAGCCCCCACUGGGCCCAGGCCUGUUCUCUCGACAGCCUCCUCCUCUGUUAUGCUGCGCUAUUAAUAUUUAAAAUCGUCUUAUUA